AGUAUUUACAAACAGGAAGUGUGGCAGUCUAUCCACAGAACUGCCAGUGGGAGCUAUGGAGGCCUACGAACAGGUCCAGAAGGGACCGCUGAAGCUGAAAGGCGUCGCAGAGCUCGGCGUGAACAAGCGGAAGAAGAAAAAGAAGGACAAAGACAAGGCAAAACUUCUAGAAGCGAUGGGAACAAGCAAAAAGAACGAAGAGGAGAAGCGGCGCUGCCUGGACAAGCGGACGCCGGCCCAGGCGGCCUUCGAGAAGAUGCAGGAGAAGCGGCAAAUGGAGAGGAUCCUGAAGAAAGCAUCCAAAACCCACAAGCAGAGAGUGGAGGACUUCAACAGGCACCUGGAUACGCUCACAGAGCAUUAUGAUAUCCCCAAAGUCAGCUGGACCAAGUAGCAUCCUGGUCCUGGCUGUGGAGGAGCAUCGAGAGACAGCAGAAAGCAAAGUCAGGACUAUCUUUGGUUGCUUUGGUAUUUUCUGGAAACAUUCUUUUACACACACCCAUGCCUCUUCUGCUGAGACAGUACUUUUCUAAACUGUAUCCCCUCAAUCCAGAACUUGAUUAAAGUAAGACUGUCCUCUUA
Sciurus carolinensis (gray squirrel) is the source of this 582-nucleotide messenger RNA. It is a transcript of the gene Fam32a, whose product is annotated as family with sequence similarity 32 member A. The transcript is spliced from 4 exons. Bases 56 to 394 code for a protein of 112 amino acids. The record is from RefSeq and is a predicted model, not a curated record. Lineage: Eukaryota; Metazoa; Chordata; Mammalia; Rodentia; Sciuridae. Gene Ontology annotation, cellular component: nucleolus.